Messenger RNA from Haliotis rufescens (red abalone), 2314 nucleotides. RefSeq names its product signal recognition particle 14 kDa protein-like. NCBI's taxonomy places the organism in Eukaryota, Metazoa, Mollusca, Gastropoda, Lepetellida, Haliotidae. Gene Ontology annotation, molecular function: endoplasmic reticulum signal sequence receptor activity; 7S RNA binding. Gene Ontology annotation, cellular component: signal recognition particle, endoplasmic reticulum targeting. The coding region runs from base 105 to 419 and encodes 104 amino acids. Gene Ontology annotation, biological process: SRP-dependent cotranslational protein targeting to membrane. The transcript has 5 exons. The record is from RefSeq and is a predicted model, not a curated record.
UUUUAACAAUUAAUAUUCGUUUUAGGUAACGGAAGGUCACUUUUACUAUUUCCUGAAUUCAGUAUACUGACUUCAUUGCAAAAGAGUUACACCUUGUUGGCAGCAUGUUGUUGGAAAAUGACUUUUUCCUUACGGAGCUCACUCGACUUUUCCAGAAGGGGAAAACAUCUGGAUCGAUCAGCCUCACCAUGAAGCGAUAUGAUGGCAGAACAAAACCUUUACCAAGAGCUGGACAUGUGCCAGACCCAACAGAGUACAAGUGUCUGAUACGCGCAGCGCUUGGCAGCAAGAAGAUCAGUACUGUUGUGCAUCAGAAAGAUGUCAAUAAGUUUCAGUUGGCAUAUGCUAAUCUCAUCAAAGGAAACUUGGAUGGAAUGAAGAAGAAAGACAAAGGGAAGAAGAAGAAAGCCACUCAGUAGAUGUUGGUCAUACCUGUUGUCAUAAAAUAUCAUCCCCCCAAUCUACUCAACAUGUGAAAGAAGGCAAAAACAAACUUUGUUGUGGUUUCCGUGACUCAACUAGCCUUGAUUUUUCAUGUUUAUUUCACUGAUCCACGUUUUUAUCAAAUACAUGACAAAUACAACUGAAGUCUUGUGGUUGUAUAUAGACCGUGGAUGGAAUUUUAUUUAAAACUGUUCACACAUUUCCUACAGACCAGCCCUAAAUAUGUCAGCAGGUCCACAACAGCUGUUUAGUCAUGAUGACACCAAGUGAAAUGCACACCUGCCAAUCAUCAUUGUUGUCAGCUUUCAUGCAAAUGCAUUCCCUACCUUGCUGUUUUGCAGUUUCUGUUUAAUUUUUGUGGUAAACAUGAUCUGAAUGAAUUUUUCAUUUGAAGAUGUGAGCAAGUACACCAAAUGUUUUUGUUUUUAUAAUAAGUACAGUAUUUCAUUUAUUUCUCUCUUGUGAUGAGAUUACAACUGACUAUAAAGUUCCUUGCUGAUAACAAGGGGGGGUCGGGUAGCCUAGUGGUUAGAGCGUUUGCUCGUCACGCCAAAGAUCCGGGUUCGAUUCCCGACAUGGGUACAACGUGUGAAGCCCAUUUCUGGUGUCCCCGUCGUGAUAUUGCUGGAAUACUCACUUGCUGAUAACAUGCUUAACUUGGGCUUCCCCAUAUUUUGAGAUUUUAACAAAUUUUCUGAAAGAAAAUGUUUUCUGUUGAAGAAAGUAUGUCAGGUAGUUCUAUGCAGAGAGUGUAAUGCUGGUACCCCUGUAACUCCAGUAUAUGACCGGGAGGGCUUGUAGAGCUGGUAGUGUAAUGACAUGCAAAUCAGAGUUACUUCCCUUACCUAUCAGACCGUGUUUGAAUAUUGAGCUAGCCAACCCCCUUUUUGGUAUGCAGAAAUCAGGGUCUAUUUAGAGGUUAUUCAGGUCUCAGCAGUGUGGUAUGCGGGACGAAAAUAAAAUCAUACUUGGUACAGAGAUUCAACAUUCAAAUUGCAGCAUUUUCUCAAUGCUUUUGAGGUUUGUGUAAGUAGUAUUUGUGAUUCAGGGUUUAGCAAUGAGAUUCCGAUGAAAGAUUUGAUGGUUUGGGGGAUUCCGAGGAGGGGGUUGGCACCCUCAAUACUUUCCAUACAUGUUUCUGAUCUUGUUACAAGCCACAUGAAGAUCUGGGGUAGAAUAGGUCUUCAGCAACCAAUGCUUGCCAAAAAGGGCGACUAUGCUUGUAAGAGGCGAUUGACUGGAUCGGGUGGUCAGGCUCGCUGACUUGGUUGAUGCAUGUCAUCGUAUCCUAAUUGCGUAGAUCGAUGCUCAUGAUGUCAAUCACUGGAUUGUCUGUCCCAGACUCGAUUAUUUACAGAUCGCUUCCAUCUAGCUAGAAUAUUGAGUAUGGCGUUAAAAAACAAACAAACAAAUACAUGCCACCUGUAAACAUGGUAAAUAAGUUGGUACCAAAUAAUUUCAAUGUAUAUACUGACAUAUAGUAUUGAAUAAAUGAUGGUUUUGUUGAAGUAGGUAGAGGUUAAAUGUUUCUAUGUAGGAAUCUUUGAGUGUAGCUGAUGUAAGGGGACAAUUUGACAAGAUGUCAGCAUUUUCACACAACUUAUGUUAAGGAGGAGACAUGAAAGAACUGAUAAAACUGAAGAUGUUUUGAAAUGAUUUAACAAUUAUCUACAUUCAUUUUUCCAUUAUGUUUUAUUAUCAAUGUGGGGGGAGUUUUCCUCCUCCUUCUAGACAGUAAGGACAUGGAGGAACCCGGUUGUUGACUGUCUGAAGCUGACUGAGUUAUUUAUGGUGUUUUCUUUGUGAUUUAACACAAUUAUGUGUAUUUAUAUUGUAUAUACAAGCAUAGAAUACAGCUCAGUCAGUAGCA